AUAGUGCACACAAGUCGCCUCUAUCUCCUCUCACUUACAUGACGAUAGAAGGCUUUUGUUGGGUCGUUUGGAAAUAUUCUUAAAGUUUGUAUGUGAGACCAUAUUCACAACAGUUUAAGUCACCAUAUAGCAACGUUAGGAAAGUUGUGUUAACAAAUUGCGCGAAGGCCAGAAGUGGCCUAUAUAUUAUCAUUUGUGUUUAGUAUUUAGACAUAUUUUGUCUGAGUGUUAUUUGGAAAGUUUACCAAAAUUGAUACCGAAACCAUGCGGGACCGGCCGGAAAUCCGGUGCGAGGAUAAAGAUGUUACUGACGAUCUCAGGAAUACAAAGAUUGUACUACCAGAUAUCGUAGUUCUACGCCAAAUAUCCCACGAUGCGAAAGGUUGCAACUCCGAGCCGGGAUCGAGAUCCUCCUCUUUUAAACACUCGGAAAAACCAAAAUACCUUCAUGUGAAGUUCGAAUCUAUCCGGCGAAAAAGCAUGCCGGACAAUGUGAUGAGUCCGGAGGAAGCCGCUCAAAUACAGGAUCACGUUGACGCGCUGAUGGCCGAACCGCCACAACAAAUACAAAGAGUGCGCUCCUUCAAAAUCUCUUCUAAAGGAAUAGUGAACAGGGGUGACUCGUUUCGUCGGUCUAGUUUAAGUAAUUCUCAAUCCUCGUUAAGUAAAUCGGACAGCACUAGAAGAACACAAUCACCAUUGUGUAAGCCAGCUCCUAAACAGGAGAAAGUUGUGGACCUACUCGCGCCUGAUCAGGACGUGUUUCAGGUCUCGAUUGUUGGAGCUAUGGGUGUCGGCAAAACUGCAAUCAAACACCAGUUUGUCACUUCGGAAUAUAUGGGCAACCUCGACACCUUCUCAGUGGAGUCAGGGCAAGAAACUGCGGUUCCAGUGAUGCUUGAUGACGAGGAAUCCAUUGUUCUCUUCACAGACUACGACGAUGCAGAGGAUUGUGACGUUAUGUCGAACAAAGACGCCAUAGUAUUGGUUUUCUCGGUAACAGACAGAAAAUCCUAUAACUUUGCUGUGGACUGCUUACUUGAUCUACGGCAAACACUCAAGUCCAAUCAAGUCAUAAUCCUUGUGGCUAACAAAGCGGACAUCGUUAGAGGUCGAGAAAUAACUAGUGAAGAGGCAAAAGCUACUGCCGAGCAGUACAGAUGCAAGUAUGUGGAAACGUCGGCAUCCCUCAACCAUAAAAUCGACGAGCUCCUUGUGGGUGUUCUGAAACAAAUUCGACUACAGAAAAAGGGGAAAGGAAAGGAAAGCAAAUCAGAUACUUCAGGCGGCUCGGCUGCUGCUGCUACAGGAGCAAACGCAACCAUACCCGACUCUGAAGAAUCCAAGCCAGAGGAAACGCAAAGCGAGUCCGUUAUCAAGCGAUUCUUUAAAGGGUUAUUCGGUCGCUUUAGCAAGAAGAAAGAUAAUGUUGACAACCUUUACAACUGAACGAAAUGGUGCUGCCUUGCUGUUAUGAUAUAUAAAGAAUAUGGGGCCAAAUCGUGUCUGUUACCGGCGAGAUACAGAAUAAUUAUAGCAUAUGUUAAAUAUUCAAAGGUACUGCUGUAACGAAACAAAAAAUAUAAAAAAAAAUAUAAUCAGGGAAUAUAUGGUGUAUUUGUAUAUAAGGAUAUAUAUAUAUUGUUCGGAAUUUUCCUGAAAUAUGCCUCGUUUAUAAACAUGUUUGCAUAUCGUUCUGUGCCCUGGUGGUAAUAUUUGCAGUUUAGUUUCAUGUAGUCUCCAUCCUGUCGUAAAAUUAUUUUUAUUGUAAACCUGUGACUAAAUUGACCAUGGAAAUAUUACAUUUUAAAGGUCUUAUCGGGGCGAUAGUUAAAAUCUGUGCAAAGAAUUUAAGAUGAGAAAGAAACCAUUUGGCCCCAUACAGGAAUCAUUGUCCAUGCUAACAGCACCAAGGAAUAGAGAAUAACAAAAAAGGAAUAUCUAAACGCGUCCGUCCAUGAAACUCAAUAUGCCAAUACUAUUGAGUUGUAUGCCCUAAAACCAUACGUGUUUAUCAUAAAAUUUAGGACAGGUAUACAGAUUGAUAAAAACAGAAUCAGACAGAUAAACCGACUUGAUGUUUGGAUUUCAUAAGAUUAUCAGAAACAGUAAAAUUGUCCAUGAAAAAACCGUUCGGUGUAUACCGAAAGGCUUUUAUUCAGAAACAUAAAAUGACUGACGGGUUUGUGUUUUUGUUUUUUCGUGUAUUGCUGUUUAACAAUUUGCGCCAGUAAUAUUCAAAGGUGUAAAAUAUUUCUAAAAUUUAGGAAUAAAAAAAAUUGUCGGGAAGAAACCAGUCGGUACACUACUAUUGUGAUCAAAAUACAUUUUUAUUAAUCUCUUUGUUUUUAAUUUUAUAUUGUUUAACCAAGUGCAAUGUUUAAAGGACAAAAGCAAAAUACGACAAUACAAAACCCUCAUUUCAAAUACAUAGUAAAUAAUGACAUGUAAAUAAUUCUUAAAAACCGUUUAAGUUUCAGACCUUUUUCCGUUUUACGAUAGAUGUGUAGCUGUUUUGACAACCAAAUAUAUCAUUUAUGCUAAAUGACAUACGUCCGUGCCCUGUUCAUACAAAAUAAGGGUAAUGCGCUUUAUUUCUAAUGGUUUAAGCGACAUUUGAUUAUAGAUGUCCCAAGCGACACCUUAUUGAAUAUGAUAUUUUAAUGUUGUGUGAGUUCACAAAUCAUACUUUCAUUUAAGACAUUCCUUAUCAUUAACCAUCUUGAAUUGAAUAAAAUAUUUUUGCAAGUUCCAA
Messenger RNA from Ylistrum balloti, 2755 nucleotides. Its product is annotated as GTP-binding protein REM 1-like. Lineage: Eukaryota; Metazoa; Mollusca; Bivalvia; Pectinida; Pectinidae. The coding region runs from base 265 to 1449 and encodes 394 amino acids. Gene Ontology annotation, cellular component: plasma membrane. Gene Ontology annotation, molecular function: GTP binding; calcium channel regulator activity; GTPase activity. The record is from RefSeq and is a predicted model, not a curated record. The transcript has 4 exons.